This is a messenger RNA of Gadus chalcogrammus (walleye pollock), 3136 nucleotides long. RefSeq names its product odd-skipped related transcription factor 1 (gene osr1). The record is from RefSeq and is a predicted model, not a curated record. Gene Ontology annotation, biological process: urogenital system development; embryo development; regulation of transcription by RNA polymerase II. Gene Ontology annotation, cellular component: nucleus. Lineage: Eukaryota; Metazoa; Chordata; Actinopteri; Gadiformes; Gadidae. Bases 319 to 1179 code for a protein of 286 amino acids. The transcript has 3 exons. Gene Ontology annotation, molecular function: DNA-binding transcription factor activity, RNA polymerase II-specific; RNA polymerase II transcription regulatory region sequence-specific DNA binding.
GUAGGGCUUUGGUUGCAUUAAAGAGGAGGUUGGAGUCCUGACCGCAGAACAGAUUCAGGUCGUCCCUGGGUUGCGCGCAACGCAGUGUUUGGAAGUCCUUCUCGUUUGCAUCUAUUGGUGACAUGCUCUUCGUCUGCAGAAGCGUCGGAUUGAUCAUGCGCACGUCUUUUACAGUCUGAGACAGAAAGCGUGCACAAGUAUUUCAGAAACCCAAGCACGAAAGCCAUUUCAACUUCUUCAACGGGACGCCGAACUUUUGCAAAGUCGUCCUGGUCAUCCUUUUUUGUUUGUAGGAACGUCCAGGUGACUGCAGCAGCUAUGGGCAGCAAGACGCUCCCGGCUCCGGUCCCCCUACACCCCUCCCUGGCCCAGCUGGCCAACUACUCUCUGCUGCAGAGCUCCACCACGGGCCUCCACCUGCCCGCCGCCGCCGACCACUUCCCGGGCCUCUACAACUUCAGCGCCCUGCACGCCAUCCACCUCCACCAGUGGACGCUGGGCUACCCCCCGCUGGGCCUGCCGCGCUGCGCCAUCGCCAAGCUGCCCGCCCACUUCUCCGCCGCCAUGGCCUCCACCGCCAUCCCCAUCUUCCCCCACCUGCUGCAGCCCAAGCAGGAGCCGGGGGCGACCACCGGCCCGCGCGGCUCCAAGAGCAAGCCCCGCUUUGACUUUGCCAACCUGGCCGCCGCCGCCACCCAGGAGGACCCGCUGAAGGCUGAGGACCUGAGUGUGGCCGGGGCGGCGGCGGCGGCGGCGGCGCUGCAGAACGCGCCCCUGAAGCGGUCCUCCGCGGGGGCGGCGGCCGGGCUGGGCUGCCUGCUGGACGUGGCCAAGCUGACGUCGUCGUCCUCGCCCGAGCGCAAGCCCCCCCGUGGCCGGCUGCCCUCCAAGACCAAGAAGGAGUUUGUGUGCAAGUUCUGCGGCCGGCACUUCACCAAGUCCUACAACCUGCUGAUCCACGAGCGCACGCACACGGACGAGAGGCCCUACACCUGCGACAUCUGCCACAAGGCCUUCCGGAGGCAGGACCACCUCCGAGAUCACCGGUACAUUCACUCCAAAGAGAAGCCGUUCAAAUGCCAGGAGUGCGGCAAAGGAUUCUGCCAGUCAAGGACUCUGGCCGUGCACAAGACGCUGCACAUGCAAGUCAAGGAACUAAAGCCGGCCAAGAUCAAGUGAUUCUUUUUUGUCAGCUUUUUUUUUUUUUGUUCUUUUUAAAAGACAGGGACACUGGAAAAAACAAAUGAAUCCAAAGAGAACUGCUAACUAUCUUUAAUCUACCACAACCCAAGACUUCUCCCUCAUCAUCUCAACUUUGGCAAACAUCUCUCCUAAUGGUCGAGUGGUUUUGUACAACAUGGGAAGAUUGUUCUGGGAAGAAAUGUAUCACCAGCCAAAUAUACAUAAACAAAUACAUGUAUGCGUAUAUAUAUGUAUAUAUAUUUAAAUAUAUAUAUACAUACAUGUAUGUUUUCCUGUUCACUUGGGAAGGUCUGCAGAGGAUAUUUAUGAUGUGCCGUGCUUCCGUUCUCAGAUAAAAACCUAAAAGCAGGGGAGUAGUGAUUGAGAAUACGUUUGAUAUGCAUAAACAGAUUUAUCUGAAACAUCAAGAAGAAAAUAAAUAUAUUUUAUGGCUGCUUCCUAAGACUGACACCUUUGAUCUAAAGAUGUCAUAAAAAUGGGACAGGCCAUCUCUUUUGCAAUGUUUUUUUUGUAAACAUUCUUAAUAUGAUUCAAGCCAUGUUUGCAUAGCCAACCUUUUUUCUCCUUCCGUAGUAUCACAUUCCAAUGUUAUUUUUGUACAUAUAUAUCUAAUUGUAUUUUUGCACUUUAACCCAAUUGAUUAUUUACCUAUAUCACUGGAUUUCCUAAACUUAUUUUCAAAUGAAUAGUCAUUUUCUAAAUAAAAUAUUUUUUACUGUAGUUGCUUGCUUUAUUGCCUGGGAACAAUAUGACUUGUUAUUGUAUUUGUUAAUAAUAAUUUGGGGUACCAGGCCUGAAGUUAUAGCUAUCCCUAUCGUUUUUAUAGGUAUUCUUUUUAUUAGUUUCCUGCCUUUGGUCAAUUUCCUAUCAUGCUAGAGACGCAGAACUUGGCAGGCAGAUAGUUGCCAGUAACCUCAGAAAUGAAAUAUUAUGUUGCCAUGGUAAAGUUGUUGGCAUGGCCUUUCAAGCAAUAAGACUUCUUGUUCAUUUGAUCGAUCCAGAAAACACAUUUGGAGAUAAACCCUUUGUUGAUGCUUCUUACCGAGUGUCAUGCUGAUUGGUGAAAUAUUCUGAUGCGGUUUGAGUUUGAAAAAGCAUCUGCUAUAGAAAUUACAUUUAUUUGCAACCAAACCGCAACAUAUUUGGUACACGUCUUCUUCUUAAAUUAAAUCAGUGUCCGUAUUUGUGAACGCUUCCUCACUGUUAUCUCACUGGCCUCAGUGGCCUCAUUCCUCUCUUUUACUGAACUUAUACGUAACCUAAUAUUAGCCAAUCACAUACUCUUUCAGUUAUAGCUCCACCAAGUAAUUGUCAUUAUAGCCGAUAACACACACCUGCAAGGUGUGCAUGAAGUAAGGGAAGGAUUUUAUUUAAAAUAAAAAAACAAAAAUACUAUUCUUCUUCUAGUUUAGAAGCAAUAUGAAAAAGUUUAAGUAGUGCUUUUUAUAUUGGUAUGCAUAUUUUAUGUUAGGAUUAUAUUUUUUCUAUUCUUUCACUUGAGGAGCCAAAGAGAAGCACCUCUCUUCCUGCCUUCUGCGUUCAUCAGCAUUUGGAAUAGGAAAAGUACUAUUGUAUUUAUUAGGUUGCACAUUAUUCAUUAACUUUGAUCUACCCGAUCUCAUCAAAUGAGAGCUGGGGUACCUGGUCUUAAAGGGGCUGUAGGAAACACAAAAGAGACAUCAUUUUAUUGUCAUUUGUUGGAAUGCAAUAUAUCUGGUCACUGAUUUGGGACUGAAAUGCUCUGAGAAUCGGUUCUGGAUGAAUGUGAUUCUCUUUUCCCUAAUUGCUUCAGGGAAUCCAUCAUUCCUGUCUUUCAUAUUGAUGCACAUGGUUGAUCAUAUAUCUACCCGAGGAGAUAUGAUUUUUUUGGGGUUGAUAUUUCGGCCUGCUUUGCACCUCUCCAAUGUAUGGUUGGCUUUUUGUUUGCAUCAAC